Molecule: messenger RNA, 402 nt
Organism: Protobothrops mucrosquamatus (brown spotted pit viper)
Lineage: Eukaryota; Metazoa; Chordata; Lepidosauria; Squamata; Viperidae
Product: negative elongation factor B-like
Exons: 3
Biological process (GO): negative regulation of transcription elongation by RNA polymerase II
Cellular component (GO): NELF complex; nucleus
Source: RefSeq, a predicted model, not a curated record
GUGGUUCAGAAGCUGACCCAGAUGAUCGGGAAGAACGUGAAGCUGUACGACAUGGUGCUUCAGUUCCUCCGGACGCUCUUCCUCCGGACGCGGAACGUCCAUUAUUGCACGCUGAGGGCGGAGCUCCUCAUGUCCCUCCACGACCUGGACAUCAGCGAGAUCUGCACGGUGGACCCCUGCCACAAGUUUACGUGGUGCCUCGACGCUUGCAUUCGGGAGAAGUUUGUCGACAACAAGCGGGCGCGGGAGCUGCAGGGCUUCCUCGACGGAGUGAAAAAGGCCCAAGAGCAAGUGCUGGGGGACCUGUCGAUGAUCUUGUGCGAUCCGUUUGCCAUCAACACCUUGGUUUUGAGCACGAUCCGGCAUUUGCAGGAGCUGAUUGGUCAAGAGGUGUUACCCAGG